Messenger RNA from Hyposmocoma kahamanoa, 528 nucleotides. Its product is annotated as heparan-alpha-glucosaminide N-acetyltransferase-like. NCBI's taxonomy places the organism in Eukaryota, Metazoa, Arthropoda, Insecta, Lepidoptera, Cosmopterigidae. The record is from RefSeq and is a predicted model, not a curated record. The annotation marks the transcript as partial. The transcript is spliced from 3 exons.
CUGCUCCUACUGCUGGGAAUUCUUGCCACAGCAUGGGUGCUGUAUGGCAUCGGGAAGUUGAUUAUGUCCAGAGUAAGGCGGACCGGCAAAUUGCGCUACGGUGACAAGGAGCUGGCUAUACAACAAAGGCUUCGCGCGCUGGAUACCUUUAGAGGGAUAGCCAUAGUCUUCAUGAUAUUUGUGAACGACGGCGCAGGCGGGUACUGGUGGCUGGAGCAUGCCACGUGGAACGGCCUGGUAGCUGGCGAUCUGGUUUUUCCCGCCUUCCUUUGGAUCAUGGGCGUUUGCAUCCCUCUCAGUGUGAAGAGCGCCUUUGCAAAGGGCGUCCCGAGGUGGAAGAUAUGCUUACAUAUUCUCAGGCGAUCAGUGAUCAUGUUCUUGCUGGGAAUGUCCCUGAAUACGAUAUACGGCUCGAACAUGCUACAUGAGCUUCGGAUCAUGGGUGUGCUACAACGACUCGCCGUGGCCUACCUCGUCGCGGCGGGGUUCUAUGCACUCACCGCUCCAAAGUACUAUACACCGCCCAGG